AAAUGUGGCGGCGUGCAUCGGUUCGCCAUGUCAACGUGGUUUUCUGUGUUACUUGGGUACUUGGGUGCAAUCGAGUGUCAGCGAUUGCAUGCUAAUGCUAGCGGCUAGCCACCGCCGUCGGCUAACAUGUCUUGAGCGCUAACGAGCGAGCUAGCGGCUUAGCUAGCUCAAAUGACAGCAGACCGAGUGCUUGUGUUCGACCCCGAGAUAAAAAAAAAUGUAGAAAAGCUCGUCAAUCUUGCGCUCAUUGUGUGGAAGCUGAGCAGACUUUUAAGCUCUUUCGUACUGGCCGCGCGUCGCCAGGUGGUUGACAAACUGGAGAAACAUAUUCAAGAAAUGGACGACGGCAGCUACAUCGAGUUUGAUGUGCCGGAGUUCAGCAACACCGUCCUGACUCAGCUCAAUGAGUUGCGACUGCAGGGCAAGUUAUGUGACAUCAUCGUUCACAUUCAGGGUCAGCCGUUUCGCGCCCACAAGGCCGUCCUGGCAGCGAGCUCCCCUUACUUUCGAGACCACUCGGCUCUCAGCACCAUGAGUGGCCUUUCAAUCUCAGUCAUCAAAAGCCCUGAGGUGUUUGAGCAGCUUCUGGCGUUCUGCUACACAGGUCACAUGUCCCUGCAGCUCAAGGACAUCAUCAGUUUCCUCACCGCUGCCAGCUUUCUGCAAAUGCAGGUCAUUAUUGACAAGUGUACGCAGAUCCUUGAGAGCAUCCACUCCAAAAUAAGCCUCCCAGUUAAUACCUGCAGCCCAGAGAAGGAUGAUUCGCAGAGCAGUCGCAACGGGGUCAACGACAGCAACCUCUUUGUCAACCCGACGCAGAUCUCCCCCCCUUACUACUCCCGUCACAGUCACGCCGCCCACGAAGCACGCUUGGACCUGGGAGGAAAGGGCCUGGGUCGUGGGCGCCUGCAUCAAGAGGAAGGCCAGUCCGAUCGCGGGAGCACCGAUAGCGUGUCAGAGCAUGACGUUCCCAUGGAAGGAGAAAUGGAGCAAGUGGAGCUCAUUGGGAAAGACGGGCAAGUGACAGACGUGCACGUGAAAGUGGAGAAAACCGAGAGGCCGACCUACUCCGACAGUUCCUCGGCCGGCGAUGACGGCUACCACACCGAGUUGGUGGACGGAGAGCAAGUUCUGGCGGUCAGCGUGGGUUCUUACGGUCCAGUUAUCCAGUCUGCUGCCUAUUCCUACUCAGGGCUGUCUUCCCCGUGCUUUGUGAACCUCAGCAGCUCCAGUCCAUCCCGUUCCAUCCUCAGCGGGUUCAGAGGCGGUCGCGCCAGAGCGAAGCGCCCCCUGGCCAUCCCGGCAGCGGUACUGAGUCACAUCAAGCAAGGGGCGGACGACGGCGAGCCAUCCGUGGGUCCCGCCGUCUUAGAGAACGACGUCCGAGAGCGUAGCCUGAGGAGUCAGUGGUACCCGUACAACGAACGGCUCAUUUGCGUCUACUGCGGAAAGACCUUCAAUCAGAAAGGGAGCCUCGACCGUCACAUGCGCCUCCAUAUGGGCAUCACGCCCUUUGUUUGUAAAUUCUGCGGCAAGAAGUAUACGAGGAAAGACCAGUUGGAGUACCACAUCCGCGGCCACACGGACAACAAGCCCUUCCACUGCCAGAUCUGUGGAAAAUGCUUCCCGUUUCAGGGCACCCUUAAUCAGCACCUGAGGAAGAAGCACAUGGGAGCGUCCGAGGGCAGCAAUCACAUGGACUCCCCGGAGCGGACGGAGGGAAGCUCGGGUCCGAAGGACCAGGAGGAUACCGCCGAGGGGAUAGCCUACGAGGCCCAAUAUGCAGAAGAGGCGCCUGCCGCCGAUAUGGAGGAGAGUUCCAAAUGCAGUCCGCAAGAGGCUCAGGCGUCCAGAUGUGAUUAUUAGGUUCUGCUUCAGGUUAAAGAAGCUUUAAGAAAUGUUAAUUUCAAAUCGACUUAAGGACUUUUUCAGCUCCCUCUGCUCUUGACGUUUCUUACUUUUAAGGGGUGCUGCCGAUUUUUGUGAACGCUAGGUGUCAAAUGCAGAGUAAAGCGAGUUACUUCGGGAGCUGCGUACGUCGUACUAUUUUUGCCGAGGCCCCAUUUAUCUAAGCCCUCGCCCCCACCCCCAGGAUGAUUUUCUCUUUAUAUCUUUCCAUGUUUUUAAAAACAUAUUUACAGAGUUAUAUAGGCAUGUUGCAAUAAUUGAAAAUGUGAAAGCUCUGGUAAGAUGCUUGUCAUAUCACCUUUUUACCUGACCUGUUUUUGCACAUACGGCCACAGGAGGUCACUCACUCACUCACUAGGAAUGAUCUUUUUUUUUUUUCCCUUUCUUUUGUUUUUUUUUUUUUUUUUGUUUUGUUUUAACUGCAAAGCUUUUUGUGAUAUAUCCGUUCAAUACCUCAUGAUACAACAACACACUCAUCACAGUAUUCUCACUUCAAUGGAACUUACUUGGUUCUACCUCAUAGCCAAUAAACCUACCGGGCACAGACAAGUUCACUGUUAGAAAUCAAUUUUAGGGUGUAUGUACGAUAUUUUUGCCAAACCGCGUGUAAAGAAUAUUCUCUUGCUAUAAAGCCUUCGCAGACAGGGUCAAAUACUCCUUGUCGAUUGUAUUGGUUAGACUAACGAAAAGAUUUGCUAAAGCGUGUACAUUUAGUCUGUA
Molecule: messenger RNA, 2628 nt
Organism: Syngnathoides biaculeatus (alligator pipefish)
Lineage: Eukaryota; Metazoa; Chordata; Actinopteri; Syngnathiformes; Syngnathidae
Gene: zbtb34
Product: zinc finger and BTB domain containing 34
Exons: 2
Coding region: 172-1866 (564 amino acids)
Biological process (GO): regulation of transcription by RNA polymerase II
Molecular function (GO): protein binding; DNA-binding transcription factor activity, RNA polymerase II-specific; RNA polymerase II cis-regulatory region sequence-specific DNA binding
Source: RefSeq, a predicted model, not a curated record